AUGGACUAUCACUUUGACCUAAUGAAAAAAAUACAAAUAGAACGCCACCCACCAUCACGAACUGACGCCAGAAAAUAUAACACAACAACAUUUUGGUGCACAACACUAACUCAAAUAUCAACUUGCUACAACACAAGAAACAAUACACCAACAACUAAUACAUCACUAAGAAUGAAUCGAGCAGAAGUACUAGCAAGCUGCUCCAGCCAUAUAAAUUACAUGACAAGACAAAACAAUAAAUACUUAUUAACAGUUCACCUCUACAAAGAAAAACUAGCUAUAACCCAUGGAAAAAUAUACAGUAACAUCAAACAUGCAAUCUACACGGACAACCUAAAUAACACAUACAUCAUAUGCCUCAACGAAAAUACUACAAACAUCAGUAAUGCUCUAAAAAUAAUAAAGCAAUUAGAACAAACAGCUACAUCACUAAAUCUAAGAAAAAAAACUUACCUACGAGCAUUAUUUUUAUCUGAAAUAUUUAUUUGCCUUUCAUCACAGCUCUGGCAUUUACCAAAUUUAAAACCCUCACAUCUACUAGAAAAAAUCAUUGACAUAACAGCAGUAUCAGCUCAUUUCAUCAUGACAGCCGGACUUUUACAUGACCCAAUAUUCAUGAUCAUGACAGGACAUUUAGGAAAAAAUCGUAAUAAACUAAAGAAAAUACCUAAACCUUCACAAACUUUCAAUUUACAAAAUCAAAAUCUAUACUAUGAUUUAUACUUUAACGCAAACAACUCCAAACAAAACUUUGUAUCAAAAAAUUAUUCUGACAAAUUUCUCAAAACAUUAACUCUAUACUUUAACGAUUCUUGCAUAUUAGACCCACUAACCCCUAAAAAAGACUGGAUAAGAAAUCUAUCACGAGAUUUCUACUCACUCAACAAUGAACAUAUUGGCCGCAUAAUGUCAGCCUACACAUUCUAUAACUAUGGAUUUUUCAUAAUAAGAGCACCAGAAAUUACACAAUUUCAAAACGCAGCUAUACCCAAUGAAAUGGGCAGAUUAUAUGUAACACAUUACAACAUCACACCACAAACUUUAACAACAGACAUACUACUAAAUAUGAUUAACAUAACCAAGGACACCAUUCGCAAAACAAAAAACAAAGAAUUAAAACUAAUAUGCAAAAAAACUUUUAAAUUUUGA
Messenger RNA from Macrosiphum euphorbiae (potato aphid), 1149 nucleotides. NCBI's taxonomy places the organism in Eukaryota, Metazoa, Arthropoda, Insecta, Hemiptera, Aphididae. The record is from the annotation of a GenBank genome assembly.